GGUACAUGGACUUCUAUGGAACGAUAGCUCAAAAGCAAAUAAAUAAAUAAAUCGUUUUACACGAAAGAGUGUCGUAUUUGUGUUUUUGUUAGAUAUUAUUACAAUACUGUAAUAUAAUUUAGAUUAAUCAAAAACUCAUCAUUGAAAAAACAGUUUCGUAAUAAAUUUAUAAAGAAUAAAAAAAAUAUCGUCAUUACGGUUUAUUGUGUUUGUAUAUUUUACUAAUUAAUCACAAUGCCAAAACGUAAGUUAAACGACGACGAUAAUGACGUUUUAAGCCACGAAAGAAAUUUAUCACGAGCAGUUGGAUCUUCGACAAUUGAUCAAAAACCAAUUAAUAAGCAUUCGUUAGAUUCAGAUGAAGAGGAUGAUGAUGCUGAUGAAAAUAAUUACAAUGUUAUGGAUGAAAAUGACAUUGAAGGAGUUGAAGAUGGACCAAUGUCGAAGGAAACAAAAGUUGGUUUUACGGCAUUUAACAUGAAAGAAGAGUUAGAAGAAGGGCAUUUUGAUAAAGACGGACAUUAUCUAUGGAAAAAAGAAAAACAAAUUCGUGAUAAUUGGCUUGAUAAUAUUGAUUGGGUUAAGGUUGAUACAACAGAAGACAGUAAAACCGAUGUCCCAGAAAAAACCGACAAAGGUUUAGGUGAUAGCGAUAGUGAUGAUGAUGAUGAUGAUAAUGUAACGAGUGGAUUAUUUGACCCAACUGAACUUUACCGACAAAUUUUGGAAUAUUUACAACCCAGAGAAACGGUAUCAAAAGCAUUGUGCAGACUUGGUAAAGUGAAAAAAAAAUUUCAUUAUCCGAAAAUGAAAUGUCGUUAAAAAAAUAACAUUUUCUUAUUGAUAAGUCUACGA
This is a messenger RNA of Cotesia glomerata, 855 nucleotides long. Its product is annotated as CD2 antigen cytoplasmic tail-binding protein 2 homolog. The transcript has 4 exons. Gene Ontology annotation, cellular component: U5 snRNP. The coding region runs from base 235 to 822 and encodes 195 amino acids. The record is from RefSeq and is a predicted model, not a curated record. Lineage: Eukaryota; Metazoa; Arthropoda; Insecta; Hymenoptera; Braconidae.